Molecule: messenger RNA, 4547 nt
Organism: Echinops telfairi (small Madagascar hedgehog)
Lineage: Eukaryota; Metazoa; Chordata; Mammalia; Afrosoricida; Tenrecidae
Gene: MYO1C
Product: myosin IC
Exons: 34
Coding region: 17-3316 (1099 amino acids)
Biological process (GO): vesicle transport along actin filament; actin filament organization
Cellular component (GO): myosin complex; microvillus; cytoplasm
Molecular function (GO): ATP binding; actin filament binding; microfilament motor activity
Source: RefSeq, a predicted model, not a curated record
AGCCCCUCUGACCAGCAUGACCAGCCCUCGUCUGGCCUGGCCCCUCAUGUUUCAGGGGCUCUCCUGCUGCUGUGGGAGUCAGGGCAGGAUGGCGCUGCAAGUGGAGCUGAUACCCACCGGGGAGAUCAUCCGCGUGGUUCAUCCCCACCGGCCCUGCAAGCUGGCCCUGGGCAGUGACGGGGUACGGGUGACCAUGGAGAGCGCGCUGACCGCCCGUGACCGGGUGGGGGUCCAGGAUUUCGUGCUGCUGGAGAACUUCACCAGCGAGGCAGCCUUCAUCGAGAACCUGCGCCGGCGGUUCCGGGAGAACCUCAUUUAUACCUACAUCGGCCCUGUCCUGGUCUCUGUGAACCCCUACCGGGACCUGCAGAUCUACACGCAGCAGCACAUGGAGCGGUACCGUGGCGUCAGCUUCUAUGAAGUGCCCCCCCACCUGUUCGCAGUGGCUGACACUGUGUACCGGGCACUACGCACGGAGCGUCGGGACCAGGCCGUGAUGAUUUCUGGGGAGAGUGGGGCAGGCAAGACCGAGGCCACCAAGAGACUGCUGCAGUUCUAUGCGGAGACCUGCCCCGCCCCUGAGCGGGGUGGCGCCGUGCGGGACAGGCUGCUGCAGAGCAACCCUGUGCUGGAGGCCUUUGGAAAUGCCAAGACUCUGCGGAACGAUAACUCCAGCCGAUUUGGGAAGUACAUGGAUGUGCAGUUUGACUUCAAGGGUGCCCCCGUGGGUGGCCACAUCCUCAGUUACCUCCUGGAGAAGUCCCGAGUGGUGCACCAGAACCACGGGGAGAGGAACUUCCACGUCUUCUACCAGCUGCUGGAGGGUGGGGAGGAGGAGACGCUGCGCAGGCUGGGCUUGGAGCGGAACCCCCAGAGCUACCUGUACCUGGUGAAGGGCCAGUGUGCCAAAGUGUCCUCCAUCAACGACAAGAGUGACUGGAAGGUGGUCAGGAAGGCGCUGACUGUCAUCAACUUCACCGAGGAUGAAGUGGAGGACCUGCUGAGCAUCGUGGCCAGUGUCCUGCAUUUGGGCAACAUCCACUUUGCUGCAGACGAGGAGAGCAAUGCCCAGGUCACCACUGAGAACCAGCUCAAGUAUCUGACCAGGCUCCUCAAUGUGGACAGCUGUACGCUGCGGGAAGCCCUGACUCACAGGAAGAUCAUCGCCAAGGGAGAAGAGCUCCUGAGCCCCCUGAACCUGGAGCAGGCUGCCUACGCCCGGGACGCCCUUGCCAAGGCCGUGUAUAGCCGCACCUUCACCUGGCUGGUGGGGAAAAUCAACAGGUCGCUGGCCUCCAAGGAUGCUGACACCCCCAGCUGGCGGGGCACCACGGUCCUCGGGCUGCUGGACAUUUAUGGCUUUGAGGUGUUUCAGCACAACAGCUUCGAACAGUUCUGCAUCAAUUAUUGCAACGAAAAGCUGCAGCAGCUCUUCAUCGAACUGACCCUCCAGUCUGAGCAGGAGGAAUACGAGGCCGAGGGCAUCGCUUGGGAGCCUGUCCAGUAUUUCAACAACAAGAUCAUCUGUGACCUGGUGGAGGAGAAGUUCAAGGGCAUCAUCCCCAUUCUAGAUGAGGAGUGCCUGCGCCCCGGGGAGGCCACCGAUCUGACCUUCCUGGAGAAGCUGGAGGACACAGUCAAGCUCCAUCCACACUUCCUGACGCACAAGCUGGCAGACCAGCGCACCAGGAAAUCCCUGGGUCGAGGAGAGUUCCGCCUUCUGCACUACGCUGGGGAGGUGACCUACAGCGUGACUGGGUUUCUGGAUAAGAACAAUGACCUUCUCUUCCGGAACCUGAAGGAGACCAUGUGCAGCUCGAAGAAUCCCAUUAUGAGCCAGUGCUUCGACCGGACUGAGCUCAGUGACAAGAAGCGGCCUGAGACGGAAUUCUGUCCUGCUGCCCCCUACCACCCAGAUGGGGUGGCCACCCAGUUCAAGAUGAGCCUCCUGCAGCUGGUGGAGAUCCUGAAGUCCAAGGAGCCCGCCUACAUCCGCUGCAUCAAGCCCAAUGACGCCAAGCAGCCAGGCCGCUUUGAUGAGGUGCUGAUCCGGCACCAGGUGAAGUACCUGGGGCUGAUGGAGAACCUGCGCGUGCGCAGAGCCGGCUUCGCCUAUCGCCGCAAAUAUGAGGCCUUUCUGCAGAGGUACAAAUCGCUGUGUCCGGAGACAUGGCCCGCGUGGGCAGGGCGGCCCCAAGACGGGGUGGCUGUGCUGGUCCGACACCUGGGCUACAAACCAGAGGAGUACAAGAUGGGCCGGACCAAGAUCUUCAUCCGCUUCCCGAAGACCCUGUUUGCCACGGAGGAUGCCCUGGAGGUCCGGCGGCAGAGCCUAGCCACCCAGAUCCAGGCCACCUGGAGAGGCUUUCACUGGCGGCAGAAAUUCCUCCGGGUGAAGCGAUCAGCCAUCUGCAUCCAGUCUUGGUGGCGGGGAACGCUGGGUCGGAGGAAGGCAGCCAAGAGGAAGCGGGCGGCAGAGACCAUCCGGCGGCUCAUCCGUGGCUUCAUCCUGCGCCAUGCACCCCGCUGCCCCGAAAAUGCCUUCUUCCUGGACCAUGUGCGCACCUCGUUUUUGCUCAACCUGCGGCGGCAGCUGCCCCGGAGUGUUCUGGACACCACCUGGCCCACCCCCCCACCUGCCCUGCGAGAGGCCUCUGAGCUUCUGCGGGAAUUAUGCAUGAAGAACAUGGUGUGGAAAUACUGCCGGAGCAUCAGCCCCGAGUGGAAGCAGCAGCUGCAACAGAAGGCUGUGGCCAGUGAGAUCUUCAAGGGCAAGAAGGACAAUUACCCCCAAAGUGUCCCCAGACUCUUCAUCAGCACAAGACUCGGCGCGGAUGAGAUCAGUCCUAAAGUGCACCAGGUCCUUGGCUCUGAGCCCAUCCAGUACGCAGUGCCAGUAGUGAAAUACGACCGCAAGGGCUACAAGCCUCGCUCACGGCAGCUGCUGCUGACGCCCAACGCCGUGGUCAUUGUGGAGGACGCCAAAGUCAAGCAGAGGAUCGAUUACGCCAACCUGACCGGGAUCUCCGUCAGCAGCCUGAGUGACAGUCUCUUUGUGCUUCACGUACAGCGCGAAGACAACAAGCAGAAGGGGGAUGUGGUGCUGCAGAGUGACCACGUGAUUGAGACCCUGACCAAGACAGCCCUCAGCGCUGACCGUGUGAACAGCAUCAACAUCAACCAGGGCAGCAUCACCUUUGCCGGGGGCCCCGGCAGGGAUGGCACCAUUGACUUCACGCCCGGCUCAGAGCUACUCAUCACCAAGGCGAAGAACGGGCACCUGGCUGUGGUGGCCCCACGGCUGAACUCUCGGUGAUGAAGGUGCCCACCGGACCCCCUACCACCCCCCAGUGCUUCGCUUCUCCCCCCCUCCCCUUCCCAGUUACCAAAGACUGAGCUUCCAGACAGGGACCCAGGGACACCUUGAAACCCACCUACAAACACCGGCCUCCUGCCGCCCCUCUCUCAGGGAGCUGCCGGCAGCCAGGAGCAGCCCCAGGAGUGGGCCGGGCCGGCCGGGCACAGCAAUAGGAAAGCCAGGGCCAGAGCAUGAGUGCCUGCCCCACCGCUCCACUGAUGCCAAAUGUUGGAGAGAAGGGGCCUCUGGCCCAGGUGCUCUCUCACGAUUUUUGUGAUGCUUUAUAGGAAACUGUUUUUUAAAAAGCCAUUCUCCCACCCCAGAACACACUGGAUGUGUUCCCCCUGACUCCUACAGGGUAGGGGGUGCAGCUGAGAGGUGGGGCGGGCCGGGCUCUGGUGCCGUCUGACUUCCUGCCCAGGCCACCCUCUUCUUCCUCCUCCUCCUCCUUGGUCCCCUUGGCACCUUGUCUGUUUUGUGCCUGCCUGCCUGCCCAGCCACCCUCUGCAGCCCACUCUGAUCUCCCCUGGUGGUUGAGACCACCCUUACCUGCCCCUCUCUUCCUGCCCUAAGAAUGCCCUUUCAAUGUUUUCAUCCCAGUCUGGGGGGGUCCUGCAGGGGGAAAGGUGUGCCUCAGGUCACAGAAUUUGGAAGACGAGCAGAGCAUCUUCUCCAGUCCCCUGGUGUCAUAGGACAGGAGAGCCAGGGCCACAGAGGGGAAAGCCCAUUGCCCAAGGUCACACACAGGUUGGGGCAAACCAGGACUGCAGCCUUGUCCUCAGCACAAGCACACCUCACUGCCCCUCAAGACAAGGAGCCCCAUGAAGCAGGGGUGGGGAGAGAGGGGUAUCACCCUUGAAGUGUGCAUCUGGCUCCCUGACCAGCGAUCACCCAUGGGGGCCACCAGGUGGAGGAGCACUUCUUAGAUGACAACACCCUGCCCGCGCACUUGGGCCCCAUUCAAGGGCAGAGGGCCAGGGCUGCUUCUGCACCUGCCUCCCUGGCCCAGGAGCCUGGGGAGGGACUGGCCUUGGGAGGAGCUGCGGGGGCACCACUUCUUUCUGCUGCUGCCGCCCCCACAGGGUCUGGGGGCUGCCUAGCUGCCUCUGUCCCCUCCUGGGGGUUUUGCCCACUGCUGACAUUUCUGCGAUCCAGAGAAACACUAAAUAAAGCAAUAUGUGUUUGCCAA